AUGGCUAUGUCAAAGGAUUCCUACCAAUAUAAUCGAAAGACUUUUGAGGAUGCCGUAAGUAUUGUUUUCGUAAAUUCUUUCAAACAUUUUAUUUUGUUCUCUAAAACCCUUUACAGGAAUGCCCAAUCCUUUGCAGCACUUGUUUGGGAAGUAACCCUUACAUUCGAAUGGUAAGUUUAUUUUCAAUUUGACAUUCUUCUAUCUUUAGCAAAAAGAUAAGUUUGGAGCUUCCUGUAAGAUUUGCGAGCGUCCCUUUACUUGUUUCCGAUGGAUGCCUGGAAAAGGUGCCAGAUAUAAGAGAACAGAAGUCUGUCAAACGUGUGCCAAGCUGAAGAAUGUCUGCCAAACUUGUCUUCUUGAUCUGGAAUAUGGAUUGCCUGUUCAAGUCAGAGAUCACGCGUUGGCUAUUCAAGAUCAGAUGCCAAGAGAUGGUGCGAACCGGGACUUCUUCAUUCAGAACGCGGAUCGAGCUUUGGCCAACACUGACGGAACCGUCCCUUAUGGUCAAUUGGCAGAGAUUAAGGAUGCCGGGAGUAAUGAAUUGCUGAAGAAACUGGCUCGAAGUCAACCAUAUUAUAAUAGAAACCUGCCGCACAUUUGUUCAUUCUUUGUAAAAGGCGAAUGUAGGAGAGGGGAGGAGUGCCCUUACAGACACGAGAAGCCAUCCGACCCCGAUGAUCCAUUGAGUCAGCAGAAUAUGAAGGACAGAUAUUAUGGGCACAAAGAUCCUGUGGCCGAGAAAUUGUUAACCAGAGCUCAAGCUUUCCCCAAAUUGACACCUCCCACCGAUGAGACUGUUACUACUCUGUAUCUGGGAAACCUUGGGAGAGGUGUUAUUGAAGAAGGCGAUAUUAGGUAAGACCUUUUCUUCUUUGUUUAUUCUUGUUUUAGAAACAAUUUCUAUCAGUUUGGCGAGAUAAGAACAAUUCAUAUGGUCCGCGGGAAAGAUAAUGCUUGCGCAUUUAUCCAAUUCACCACCAGAGAAGCUGCCGAGCGAGCGGCGGAGAAGACUUUCCAGAAUCUAAAUAUCAAUGGAAGGAAAAUCAGAGUAAGGUGGGGGACUCCAAAAGGAGAGACCACCACAUAUAAUCACGGUAAUCGACCACUAGACCCUGUUCCCAACAUCGGAAGCCGUAAGUUGAUUUUUUCACAUUAACUUAACGAUAGGUAAUAUUUUAUCAUAACGAAAUUGUUUUAGUUCCUGUCCCUGAAUUGCGUACCGGAACAUCCAAGAGACAUGGAGGAGAUCUCCCCGAGCCUCCACCUCAGCCCAAACAUCUAAUUGUGCCCGAGGUCGGACCAUCCACCUCCAUGAACAGCAGAUCCACCAACCAGAUCUAUUACCCCAGUCAAGAUCCCCAGAGACUUGGCGCAAAGGGGGAUGUUAUCGAAUAA
Bursaphelenchus xylophilus (pine wood nematode) is the source of this 1395-nucleotide messenger RNA. NCBI's taxonomy places the organism in Eukaryota, Metazoa, Nematoda, Chromadorea, Rhabditida, Aphelenchoididae. The record is from the annotation of a GenBank genome assembly.